Messenger RNA from Zea mays, 2321 nucleotides. Its product is annotated as RNA-binding protein 24-B-like. Gene Ontology annotation, molecular function: RNA binding. The record is from RefSeq and is a predicted model, not a curated record. Lineage: Eukaryota; Viridiplantae; Streptophyta; Magnoliopsida; Poales; Poaceae. The transcript is spliced from 6 exons. The coding region runs from base 255 to 1142 and encodes 295 amino acids.
AUGAGCGUGCUUUGGACAAGAAGGACCUCGCGGGUGCAUUAUAGCAAACUCUAGUAUAUAUUGCUGUUUCGGUACCCUACCCCCCUCUCUCUCUCUCCUCUACCUCCUUUUCCUCUAACCUUUAGCUUUCCUCCCUCCCUCUCCUCUCUCCCCCCUCCUCUAACAAGAACUACUCCCAGCCAUUCAGAUCCUAAGUUGCUGACCUUGCUGCUGCUUGUUGGAGAUAGAUUUGUUGGUUCUAAGUUCCAAGUACCAUGAGUCCACCGAGUGUGAUGGGGCAGUUUGGGGACACAACCUACACCAAGGUUUUUGUUGGGGGACUCGCGUGGGAAACCCAGAAGGAGACGAUGAGGAAGUACUUCGAGCAGUUUGGGGAGAUCCUGGAGGCUGUUGUCAUCACUGACAAGAACACUGGCAGAUCCAAGGGCUACGGAUUUGUUACCUUCCGGGAUCCGGACGCGGCGAUGAGAGCUUGCGUUGAUCCCGCACCGGUGAUUGAUGGGAGGAGGGCUAACUGUAAUCUUGCUUCCCUUGGGGUUCAAAGAUCUAGGCCUCCUACUCCCCAGCAUGGAGGAGCUAGAAACUUUAGAGUAAUGAAAUCCUUCAACCAGCAGGCAGGAAUCCAAGGUGGACUCGGCGCAGCUUUUCCUUCUCAUGCCACCUUCCCUCAUUAUGCCAUCCCACAAGGCCUUCCCUUCCAUGUCUAUGGGUACUCUCCAUAUACCCCAGACUAUGGUUAUCCAACAAACUUCUACAAUAUAUAUGGAGGAGCUCAGUACCCGUUUUAUGGAGGAGCAACAGCUGGCAUGGUGACAGGAACAAGUCCCUUUUAUCCAUAUUUCCAAUUUGGGCAGUCAGGAAACACUACUACCAACUAUACAAGUGGACAAGGCUACAACUUGCAACAAUACCCACAAAUGUUCCACUUCUCAACUGUAUCUUCUACAGCUGCAGCUGUGACCGGCUUUGCUCAGCAAUAUGGAGGACCAUUGUCACUAGCAGCAAGCCCUCAAGCCCAAGCAGGCAUGACUAUGGCACUCACAGCUCCAACCCUGCCAACUCCAACACAGGCUGCUCAUCCUUACCGGUUGAUUCCCUCGCACUUUGCAGUUUCUGCUGCUCCAGAGCAACCCUUGGCCUAACCAUGGUCUCCCUUCUCACCGUUGUUGUACUGUCUCGUUUCCGACGUGUUUGAGUCCAUGCAUCCAUCUCUAACACCAAAAGGCACUAUUGUAGAUCACGCUUAUCAGUCAAAGUGCUCACCUCCAUAUCCCACAUGGUCAUGUGGUGAAUGGAUAUUAGCUUUAGCCCCAGGAUGGGCAUAAAGCUUCAUGCCCCAAGGAUGGGGUGUUCUAACAGACAAGUACAAACCCCAACCAUUCUAACAAUAGUCCAAGGAAGGACUUUAUCUGGGAGAGUUAAUUUCAGCCGUACCAAGACAAUGCUGUAGCUAAAAGAAACUAACAGUCAAGCAUGACCCAGGGAUGGUUCAUGCUGAUACUAGUCAAAUUGGACAACAAUGACAGCUAAAUAACUGACUAGCAUGCCACUCCCACAUGUCAUUAGUAGAAUCCCAACUGUACCUAGCUUAGGCAUGGCAUCUCUUGUUGAAGCAUGAACCAUUUAGCAAAACCUACCCUUCUAUAGUCCCGAUGUUACCUAGACCAAAUGCAUUUGAUAUAUGACCAGCGACUACUUGUGUAACCAACUCAUCUUUUCUUUGCAAAUGCUUAGAUGCAUCAACUAACAUUUUAUUUGAUCUUUCAGUCGAUAGCUUGCAUCUAGGUGGUCAAGGCUCUAAGGAGAGCCUGUGCCCCUAAUCAGACACAGGUUCAGAGUAGUGCUAAUGUUUGUUUUUAGCACUUGGCACUACCUCCUGUCACUCCAAACACAGUAUUGGGACUCCAAAGAAGGCUUUGGAGUAACCAAGCACUGCUGUGUAACUCAUUAACACAAUGGACCCACAGAUAAAUUUUUAUUGUCUUGGGCCACCCCACUCAUGUAGAUGUCAUUACUUCUCAGUGUCACUACCAUGGUUAGGUCCAGGCCCCCCUCCCCAACCGCGUCCCCCACCUCUCUCACUGCACAUCGCAGAGACCUUAGUGCUCUUUAAUCUACUAUUACCAGGCAUGGUGGUUGUAAUAAUAAAGUAGCGCUGUGCUACUCGUAGGACAUGAAGAACUAUUUGUUAUUCAACCCUUCAUAUGUACUUAAUAUCUUGUCUAUUUCAGUUCAGUAGUCGGUACUUAUUUCCAUCCAUUGUAAUGCACCAUAUAAUGUUGUGUAAUAUAUGUCCACUGUGCUGCACAUUUCUUAGGGCA